AUGGCCCAGCCCUACCCCCCUGCCCAGUACCCCCCUCCGCCACAGAACGGCAUCCCCGCCGAGUACGCCCCGCCCCCGCCGCACCCCACGCAGGACUACUCGGGCCAGACCCCGGUCCCCCCAGAGCACGGCAUGACCCUGUACACACCAGCACAGACCCACCCCGAGCAGCCAGGCACCGAGGCCAGCACACAGCCCAUCGCCGGAACCCAGACAGUGCCGCAGACAGACGAGGCGGCACAGACGGACAGCCAGCCGCUCCACCCCUCCGACCCCACAGAGAAGCAGCAGCCCAAGCGGCUCCAUGUCUCCAACAUCCCCUUUCGGUUCAGGGACCCUGACCUGCGGCAAAUGUUCGGGCAAUUCGGAAAAAUCUUAGACGUGGAGAUCAUUUUUAACGAGCGGGGCUCCAAGGGUUUUGGGUUUGUAACUUUUGAAACUAGCUCAGAUGCUGACCGAGCCCGGGAGAAGCUGAAUGGGACGAUCGUAGAGGGACGGAAAAUUGAGGUCAAUAAUGCCACAGCCCGAGUCAUGACGAACAAGAAGACUGGGAACCCCUACACUAAUGGAUGGAAGCUAAACCCCGUGGUAGGCGCAGUCUAUGGGCCUGAAUUCUAUGCAGUGACGGGGUUCCCCUACCCCACCACCGGCACGGCCGUCGCCUACCGGGGCGCGCACCUGCGGGGCCGGGGCCGGGCUGUGUACAAUACGUUUCGGGCUGCACCGCCCCCGCCCCCCAUCCCGGCUUACGGAGCGGCCCUGGAGCAAACGCUUGUUAAAAUGCCAGUCCCGUGGGCGGGGCUGGCACCGUGCCCCCUCCCUCCUCAGCAGACACCGGAGCCGGCCUACCCCACCUCUCCAGCGUUCCCACCACUUUCUUGUCCAUUUGCUUCCAGGGUCGUGUAUCAGGAUGGAUUUUAUGGUGCUGAGAUUUAUGGAGGCUAUGCAGCCUACAGAUAUGCUCAGCCAGCGGCAGCAGCGGCCUACAGCGACAGUUACGGCAGAGUCUAUGCGGCUGCUGACCCCUACCAUCACACCAUCGGCCCCGCAGCAACCUACAGCAUUGGAACCAUGGCUAGCCUCUGCCGUGGAGGGCACAGCCGCUUCACCCCCUACUAG
This is a messenger RNA of Cynocephalus volans (Philippine flying lemur), 1119 nucleotides long. RefSeq names its product RNA binding fox-1 homolog 3 (gene RBFOX3). The record is from RefSeq and is a predicted model, not a curated record. Gene Ontology annotation, molecular function: mRNA binding. Bases 1 to 1119 code for a protein of 372 amino acids. The transcript is spliced from 11 exons. Gene Ontology annotation, biological process: nervous system development; regulation of alternative mRNA splicing, via spliceosome. Gene Ontology annotation, cellular component: cytoplasm; nucleus. NCBI's taxonomy places the organism in Eukaryota, Metazoa, Chordata, Mammalia, Dermoptera, Cynocephalidae.